Diabrotica virgifera virgifera (western corn rootworm) is the source of this 2062-nucleotide messenger RNA. RefSeq lists its product as uncharacterized. The transcript is spliced from 12 exons. The coding region runs from base 30 to 1973 and encodes 647 amino acids. Lineage: Eukaryota; Metazoa; Arthropoda; Insecta; Coleoptera; Chrysomelidae. The record is from RefSeq and is a predicted model, not a curated record.
UCGACUAUUGUUUUUUCACACUCGCUAAAAUGAAGUGGCUCUUAGCAGUCACAUGUGCUGUGAUCUUCAGCACGUACGUGGGAGCAAAAGAAGAAGUCGACAAUGAAGUUAGCAAAAGCUCUCCCGGUGGUGUAGUGUACCUAAUUGAAAGUAUUAGUGAUGGGAAGAAUGCUGAUGGGCAUCAACCUAGUUAUGUGUUGGCGGAUCCGAUACCCAUUGAUCAAGCGGGAGAUGGAGUUUACUUUAAACCGCUUGAUGGACAACCUCUGGAUACACCAAAGAAACUGGUAGUACCUCCACCCGAUGACCACGUAGUUUCACGCAAAAAGCGAAGUGUUCUUCUAGAAAAGUUAAUCCAUGGAGACGGCAAAGGAGGUGGGUACGGAGGUGGAUUUGGCGGCGGUUUCGGCGGUGGUGGAGGCGGCGGUGGAGGAGGAGGAGGAGGUUAUGGAGGAGGAUUUGGAGGAGGUAAAGGAGGCGGUUACGGCGGAGGUUUUGGAGGUGGUAAAGGAGGUGGUUUUGGAGGUGGAUUCGGAGGUAGUGGUGGAGGAGGAUUUGGAGGUAGCGGUGGUGACGGUGGGGGAGAUGGAGGUUGUGCCUAUAAAAGCAAUCCAUUUUUAAGUAAGGGAUGUGGUAAAAGUGGAGGAAAUUGGGGUGGUGAUGGAGGUGGAGGAGGAUACGGAGGUUCAAAGGGAGGAGGAUUCGGUGGUGGUGAUGGAGGUGGUUUUGGUGGAGGCGCCGGAGGUGGCGGUGCCGGUGGUCACGGUGGUGGCAGUUCAGGAGGAUACGGAUCAGGCGGAUCAGGUGGAUACGGUGGAGGAGGAUCUGGAGGAUUCGGAGGAGGUAAAGGUGGUGGAUUAGGAGGAGGUGGAGGAGGAGGACUUGGCGGAGGUGGCGGACUAGGAGGAGGUGGCUCUGGAGGUUACGGUGGAGGCGGUUCUGGAGGAUAUGGUGGAGGAGGAUCAGGAGGGUAUGGAGGCGGUAAAGGCGGAGGAGGGGGCGGAGGUAUUGGCGGAGGAGGAGGAUUUGGAGGCGGAGGCGCCGGUGGUGGUGGAUCAGGCGCUGGCGGAUCAGGAGGAUAUGGUGGAGGCGGUAAAGGACAUGGCGGAGGUGGUGGCCUUGGAGGAGGUGGUGGAUUAGGCGGAGGAGGUGGUCUUGGCGGAGGUGGAGGAGGCCAAGGCGGUUAUGGAGGUGGAGGUUCAGGAGGUUAUGGAGGCGGAGGUUCAGGAGGAGGAGGUUCAGGAGGUUAUGGAGGCGGAGGCGGUAAAGGGGGUGGAGCUGGUGGUGGAUAUGGCGGUGGUUUGGGAGGUGGAUUAGGCGGAGGAGCCGGAGGUCAAGGAGGUUAUGGUGGGGGCGGCUCAGGAGGUCACGGAGGAGGUGGAAGCGGUGAUGGAUUUGCCACCGGUUCAAUAGAAAUCAUAGGAGGUGGUAGCAAAGGCUCUGGAAAGACUGGACCUAUUAUAUUUGAGAAUAACGAUGAUGACGGAUUUGGCGGAUCUGGAAAAGGAACCGGAGGAGGUGGUGGUGGCGGAGGAGGCUACGGUGGCGGUGCUGGAGGCGGCGGUGGUUUAGGAGGAGGAGGUCAUGGUGGAAGUGCUGGAGACGGAGGUGGUUUUAGUCUUGAAGGAGGCGGUCAUGGAGGAGGACUAGGAGGUGGAGGAGGCCUGGGAGGAGGUCAUGGUGGAAGUGCUGGAGGAGGAGGUGGUUUUGGUGGAGGAGGCGGUUUUGGCGGAGGAGGCGGUCUAGGAGGAGGCAAGGGAGGAAUAGUUCUUGGUGGCGACGGAGACGAUGGAUUAGUAUUAGGCGGAGGAGGUAAAGGUGGCGGCCAUUCAGGAGGAUAUGGAGGAUCUAAAGGCGGUGGUUAUGGAGGUGGAGGCGGUUGCCCCGGAGGAUGCGGAGGUGGUGGGGGAGGUAAAGCAUAUGCAAGCGCUCAUGCAAGUGCCAGUGCCAGUGCAUCAUCUUACGGAAGAUAGCAGGUAACAUACUGAGAUUACUUUUUAUAUAAGAUGCAUGUGUAUGAUAUUAAAUUAAUAAUGUAAAUAAAUUUGUUUUAUAUUAAAAA